Molecule: messenger RNA, 1916 nt
Organism: Budorcas taxicolor (takin)
Lineage: Eukaryota; Metazoa; Chordata; Mammalia; Artiodactyla; Bovidae
Gene: GRHL1
Product: grainyhead like transcription factor 1
Exons: 16
Coding region: 1-1890 (629 amino acids)
Biological process (GO): regulation of transcription by RNA polymerase II
Cellular component (GO): nucleus
Molecular function (GO): RNA polymerase II cis-regulatory region sequence-specific DNA binding; DNA-binding transcription activator activity, RNA polymerase II-specific
Source: RefSeq, a predicted model, not a curated record
AUGACACAGGAGUACGACAACAAACGGCCAGUCUUGGUUCUUCAGAAUGAAGCACUUUAUUCACAGCGGCGUUCCUAUACUAGUGAGGAUGAAGCCUGGAAGUCUUUCCUGGAAAACCCGCUCACUGCAGCAACCAAAGCGAUGAUGAGUAUCAAUGGCGAUGAGGACAGUGCCGCCGCGCUGGGCUUGCUCUAUGACUACUACAAGGUUCCGCGAGAGAGAAGGUCAUCAGCAGCAAAGGCAGAUGUUGAGCACCCCGAGCCGGACCAUAGCAAAAGAAACGUACCAAACGUGACGGAGCAGCCCCUCAUCUCUGCUGGCGAAAAUAGGGUGCAAGUGCUGAAGAACGUGCCGUUCAACAUCGUCCUUCCGCACGGCAACCAGCUGGGCGUCGACAAGAGAGGACACCUGACGGCCCCCGACACCACGGUCACCGUCUCCAUCGCAGCGAUGCCCACUCACUCCAUCAAGACGGAAAGCCAGCCCCACGGCUUCGCUGUGGGCAUCCCCCCAGCAGUAUAUCACCCCGAGCCCACGGAGCGUGUGGUGGUUUUCGACCGGAACCUGAAUGCUGACCAGUUCGGCUCUGGUGCUCAACCCCCAAAUGCGCAAAGGCGCACUCCAGACUCUACCUUCUCGGAGACCUUCAAGGAAGGCGUUCAGGAGGUUUUCUUCCCCUCGGAUCUCAGUCUGCGGAUGCCUGGCAUGAAUUCAGAGGACUAUGUUUUUGACAGUGUUUCUGGGAACAACUUUGAAUACACCCUGGAAGCCUCCAAAUCGCUCCGACAGAAGCCAGGAGACAGCACUAUGACGUACCUGAACAAAGGCCAGUUCUAUCCUGUCACGCUAAAGGAAGUGAGCGGCAACGAGGGUGUCCACCACCCCAUCAGCAAAGUCCGCAGUGUGAUCAUGGUGGUUUUUGCUGAGGACAAGAGCAGAGAAGACCAGCUGAGGCACUGGAAAUACUGGCACUCGCGGCAGCACACGGCAAAACAAAGGUGUAUUGACAUAGCUGACUACAAAGAAAGCUUCAAUACCAUCAGCAACAUCGAGGAGAUCGCUUAUAAUGCCAUUUCUUUCACUUGGGACAUUAACGAUGAAGCAAAGGUUUUCAUCUCUGUGAACUGCUUGAGCACAGACUUCUCUUCUCAGAAGGGUGUGAAGGGGUUACCUCUGAACAUCCAGAUUGACACCUACAGCUAUAACAACCGCAGCAACAAGCCUGUGCAUCGGGCAUACUGCCAGAUAAAGGUCUUCUGUGACAAGGGAGCCGAACGAAAGAUCAGAGAUGAAGAACGAAAACAAAGCAAAAGAAAAGGCAAGUGCACUGACCCCAGCUCCCAGUUGAGCGCCUUUUCCGAUGUCAAAGUGCCGCUUCUUCCCUCUCACAAACGCAUGGACAUCACAGUUUUCAAGCCCUUCAUUGAUCUUGACACCCAACCUGUCCUUUUCAUCCCCGACGUGCACUUUGCCAGUCUUCAGCGGGGUGCUCACGUCCUUCCCAUUGCCUCAGAAGAGUUGGAGGGUGAAGGGUCCAGCUUGAAGAGGGGGCCGUACAGCUCGGAAGACGACUUUGUGAUCCCGCCUCCUGCUAAGCUGACCCGGGUAGAAGAACCAAAGAGAGUGCUGCUCUACGUGCGGAAGGAGUCAGAAGAAGUCUUCGAUGCCCUGAUGCUCAAGACUCCAUCCUUGAAAGGCCUGAUGGAAGCUAUCUCUGACAAAUAUGAUGUUCCCCAAGAAAAGAUUGGGAAAAUCUUCAAGAAGUGUAAAAAAGGGAUCCUGGUGAACAUGGACGACAAUAUCGUGAAGCAUUACUCCAAUGAAGACACCUUCCAGCUGCAGAUGGAAGAGUCCGGGGGAUCGUUCAAGCUCACCCUCACUGAGAUCUGAGGAUGCCCCGCCCACGACUCCCAGCG